AUGGCCCAGGCUGCUGCUGUCGGAGCCCUUCUCGGUGCCAGCACCGCCUUCUUGGCACCCAGUGCCGCCCCUGCCCCUGCGCCUGCCCUCCGUGGUGCCCCUCACAGCUCCCGUGAGUCCACCGGCCCUGGCCUUGCCGGUGCUGCGGGUGUUGGUGCGGCAGCACUGGGGCUGGGACUGCUGGCAGCCCGUCCGGCGACCACCGCGUGCCGUGCGGCAGCCGUGAAGAAGAAGGGCGUGAAGGUGGUGCACGGCAAGGAGAUCCCAUGGAACCUCUUCUCCCCAAAGGCGCCUUACCAGGGAAAGGUGAUUGAGAAUGACGUGCAUCCGCAGACCUUGACCGAACCCACUGGCGAUGCCAACUGGGAGACGACCCACGUGACCUUCGACCAUGGAGGCAAGGUUCCUUACAUCGAGGGCCAGUCCAUCGGCGUCAUUGCGCCGGGACCUGACAAGAAGGGCGAGCAGCCUGCUAAGAUCCGUCUUUACUCGAUCGCCUCCUCCGCGGUGGGCGACAAUCAGAACUCGAAGACGGUGUCCCUGUGCGUGAAGCGUGUGGUGGAGGUGGACGGCAAGUUCGCCAACCGCGAGAAAGGUCAGGACAAGCCUGACAAGGCGGGCACCGCCUUCCCGGAGAACAAGGUCUACCGUGGAGUCUGCUCCAACCACAUCUGCGACAUGACUCCGGGGGACGAGGUCCUCAUCACCGGCCCGACGGGAGCAGAGAUGCUGCUGCCCGAGGAUCCGGAGGCCAACAUCAUCAUGUUGGCCACUGGCACUGGCAUUGCACCCAUGCGCUCCUAUCUGAGGCUGCUCUUCCACGACAAGGCCGGCGCCGGUGAUGGUGGCCGCAAGUUCAAGGGCCUGGCUUGGCUCUUCAUGGGUGUGCCAUAUUCCAAGUCCUUGCUCUACGAUGACGAGCAUGAGGCCUACAAGAAGGCCUACCCCGACCAGUUCCGCUACGACUACGCCGUCAGCCGCGAGCAGAAGAACGCUGCGGGGCAGAAGAUGUACAUCCAGACCAAGAUGGCUGAGUAUGCUGAAGAGCUUUGGGAGUUGAUGCAGGAUGAGAAGACCCAUGUCUACAUGUGUGGCUUGAAGGGCAUGGAGAGUGGCAUGGCGGAGUGCUUCGGCCCCAUUGCCGAGAAGAACGGCCUGGUGUGGACCGAGUUUGCCAAAGCCAUGAAGAUGUACGCAGAUCGUGCCAUGGGGACCAGGGAUGUGAACGAUCAUGUGAAGGAUCCAAAUGACUUGGUGAACGAUUUCAGUGCUAGGGUCCCGGCAGUUGCAUUGCCUUUGGAGUUUCCUUGCGCCGACCCUUCUGAUAGGCCACCGUCGCCGGCGGUGGAGAUCGCACCUCACCAUUUUCAGAGGAGCGGGAGGCCCUUUGCUGAAGGACCUCUAGCACAGCCGCGGCCCAACGGCGCAGAGGGUGGCCACUACUUGGUACCCAGGCGCCAGGAGAACCUGCGGCAGAUCAAGCCACCCAGAUGCUAUGAGGUGGGCCGCGCCGACGUGGAUGACACGGUGCCCAAGGUGGCUGAUGUGGAAAUCUCGUGGAGCUGGUGGACACCGACCGCCAGGGCAUCUCAGCGACGUGCCGGUUUGGGGAAAGAGGAUCAGCAAACGCCAGAGCAUGAUUUGGAUUUGAUGUUGGGGCGAGGCCGUCGGAGCCUCUUCAAGGGGUUUUGGGUGGUUAUUCUUCACGUGGUUUUCCAGAUGUCUUCCAUCAAGAUGCUGGCAGCUUCCAAGGUGCCUCUCACACCGCGCGCAACGGUGUCCCCCAGAACACCCUUGUUGCGUGCCAGCUCCACAGAUUUGUCCUCUGACUUCGUGGGGAAGCCGGGCCGCGCGGGCGGCGGCGGCGGGGGCGGACCCACUCCUGAGGAGCAGGCCCAGGUGGUGAUCUACCGCGUGGCGUUGGCGGUCACAGCUGUGUGCUGGACCCUGAUUUACACUCUGGACUUCUUCAUGACCAGUGGCAUUUCCAUCAUCGAUGGCUCAAUCCAGGCCCGGCCACCACCUCGUCGCCCUCGCCCGCGCUCGCAGUCCUCCGCCUUGGCCUUGGCCAACGUCUCGGCCGCGCUCGCCAUGCUGGCGGUGCCGCUGGGUUCGAGGUUGGCUGCAGGCUUGGUGUUUCGUCUCCUGGGCCUUGGCACCCUCUUGCUGAUCGCCUUGGGCCAGGCGCAAGGACUUGGUGCGGUGCCCGGGCCCUUGUGUGUGGUCUUGCUUUGCGCUCGGGAGAUCUUUUGGUUCGGGUGGUUCUACAAGGUGGAUGCCAUUUGGGGUGUCUUGUGCUUUGUGCUGGUGUGCGCCUGGCGCUUGCGAAUGGCCUCAGAGUCCACCAGUGAGGUCUUGGCACCUGAGCUGCCGGCCUUUGAGAGCUGGGAAGACAUGCCCAAAUUCCCGAUGCUCUACGAUGUGAAGCCCGUCGGCCCGCCCGUGCCCUUAUCCUUCGGGUGCUGGAUUAGCCUCUCCGUCUUAGCGCUGGGGAAGCUCUUUGAGCCGCUUGGGGAGGACCUGGACGAGCUGGGCGAACGCUGGUCCAAGCGCUCCUCGCGGCCCCUCUACGACGACGAGGGGCCCGAAGAAUCGGGGCCCGAUGAAUCGGGCACGCAAUAG
Molecule: messenger RNA, 2622 nt
Organism: Durusdinium trenchii
Lineage: Eukaryota; Dinophyceae; Suessiales; Symbiodiniaceae
Source: the annotation of a GenBank genome assembly